GGCGACAAGAUGCCAUAUCAAGCGGUGAAGGGGAGGAAUUAACAUCGAGCAAGGUUCUUCUCUCUUUCCUCAGAUCUGACUUUGAAGUGUUCCACCCAUUAAGACAUGAAAUAAAGUCACUCAUGUGUGCUUCAGAGGGUCAGAGCAGUCUCACUUCAGUACGCUCCCGUUAAGGACCCUCUGGCGGCCACACCGCCGACUCACAGGACAUGUACGGCAGUGCCAGAGCUGUAGGCCAUAUAGAGAGCAGCCCCGCACGGUCCCCGCGCCUGCCAAGGUCCCCCAGACUGGGCCAUCGGAGGGCCAACAGCGGGGGCGGGGGUGGUGCGGGGGGAAAGACGCUCUCCAUGGAGAACAUCCAGUCACUCAACGCUGCCUAUGCUACUUCGGGGCCCAUGUACCUGAGCGACCACGAGGGCGUGGGCUCCACUGCCACCUACCCAAAAGGCACUAUGACCCUGGGACGCGCCACGAGCCGGGCCAUGUACGGGGGCCGCGUCACCGCCAUGGGCAGCAGUCCCAACAUCGCCUCAGUGGGGCUGCCACACGGUGACCUGCUGUCUUACAGUGACCUGGGCUCCCUCUCCAUGCUGCAGCACCACCACCACCACCACCAGGGGAUGCCCUCCGCACUGCUGAGGCAGGCGGUGCGGGGCAGUGGUGGGGAGCUGCUGGAGAUGCAGGUCCAGCUCAGGGAUAUGCAGAGAGAGAAUGAGCUGCUGCGCCGGGAGCUUGACCUUAAGGACAGCAAACUGGGAUCGUCCACCAACAGCAUCAAAAGCUUCUGGAGUCCUGAGCUGAAGAAGGAGCGGAUAAUGAGGAAAGAAGAGGCGGCUCGCACAUCAAUCCUGAAAGAGCAGAUGAGAGUCACUCAUGAAGAGAACCAGCAUCUCCAGAUGACAAUCCAGGCUCUGCAGGACGAGCUGCGCACACAGAGAGACCUGAACCACCUGCUGCAGCAGGAGGGCGGAAACCGCUCCGCUUCAGACCAUUUCACUACCAUCGAGCUGACGGAGGAGAACUUCCGGCGGCUGCAGGCCGAACACGACAGGCAGGCCAAGGAGCUCUUCUUGCUGCGGAAGACUCUUGAGGAGAUGGAGCUGAGGAUCGAGACCCAGAAGCAGACGCUGGGUGCCAGGGACGAGUCCAUAAAGAAGCUGCUGGAGAUGCUGCAGAGCAAAGGGCUGCCACAGGGGCCCGGCAGGGUGUCCGAAGAGGAGGAGCAGGAGAGAGCCAGGCGCAUUGCUGAGGCAGAGGCCCAGCUCGGACACCUGGAGGUUAUUCUGGAUCAAAAGGACAAGGAGAACAUCCAUCUACGAGAGGAACUGCACAGAAGAAAUCAGCUGCACCAGGAUCCAGGCAAAACCAAGGCCCUGCAGACCAUCAUAGAGAUGAAAGACACCAAAAUUGCCUCUCUGGAGCGCAACAUUCGAGAUCUGGAGGAUGAAAUCCAAAUGCUGAAGGCGAACGGCUUACUGAACACAGAGGACAGAGAGGAGGAGAUCAAACAGAUGGAGGUCUACAAAAACCACUCUAAGUUCAUGAAGACCAAGAUUGACCAGCUGAAGCAGGAGUUGUCAAAGAAGGAGUCAGAGCUGCUGGCCUUGCAGACAAAACUAGAGACUCUCAACAACCAGAACUCAGACUGCAAACAGCAUAUCGAGGUGCUCAAAGAGUCUCUCACUGCCAAGGAGCAACGUGCUGCCAUCUUGCAAACAGAGGUGGAUGCUCUGCGUCUGCGUUUGGAGGAGAAAGAGUCCUUCCUGAACAAGAAAACCAAGCAGCUGCAGGAUUUGACAGAGGAGAAGGGCACUCUCGCUGGAGAAAUCAGGGACAUGAAGGACAUGCUGGAGGUCAAAGAAAGGAAGAUCAAUGUCCUGCAGAAAAAGAUUGAGAAUCUGCAGGAGCAGCUGCGAGACAAAGACAAGCAGCUAGGGAAUCUGAAGGAUCGGGUCAAGUCUCUGCAGACUGACUCCAGUAACACAGACACUGCCCUGGCCACCCUGGAGGAGGCUCUGUCAGAGAAGGAGAGGAUUAUAGAGCGUUUAAAGGACCAAAGGGAGAGGGAAGACAGAGAACGUCUGGAAGAAGUGGAGUCCUAUAAGAAGGACAACAAGGAUCUGAAGGAAAGGGUCAACAGCCUUCAGAUAGAACUAACAGAGAAAGAGUCCACCCUCAUCGAUCUGAAGGAACACGCUUCGUCUUUGGCAUCUUCUGGCCUCAAGAAAGACUCAAAGCUAAAAACACUGGAAAUCGCCAUCGAGCAAAAGAAAGAGGAGUGUAGUAAGUUGGAGACGCAGUUGCAGAAGCAAGCUGAGCAGCUAUUCAGUCACAUGAACAAUCCUAAGGCCCAUGAGGUAGAUCAUCAGACCGGCCCCAGAGGGAACCCGGAGUACGUGGACCGAGUGAAGCUGCUGGAGAAGGAGGUGAAUUACUACAAGGACGAGGCUAACAAGUCUCAGACGGAGGUGGAGAGACUCUUGGACAUCCUGCGAGAGGUGGAGACUGAAAAGAAUGACAAGGACAAGAAAAUCGCUGAACUGGAAAGACAAGGUGGCAAAGACCAGACCAAGAAGGGUCCAAAUGUCAAACUGGGACCACAAGGGGACAAGAAGGGCAUAGGACAAGACCCUCGUAAGGAUGGUUCCAUGGACCACUUAAAGUUGGAGGAGCUGAUGAACACACUGGAAAGGACGAGGCAGGAGCUGGAUUCCACAAAGCAGCGUCUCUCGUCCACACAGCAGUCCCUGCAGGAGCGGGACGGCCACCUCACUAACAUGAGACAGGAGCGCAGGAAACAGCUGGAGGAGAUCCUGGAGAUGAAGCAACAGGCUCUGCUUGCAGCCAUCAGUGAGAAAGAUGCUAAUAUUGCACUGCUGGAGCUGUCGGCCUCCAAUAAAAAGAAGACCCAGGACGAGGUGCUGUCCCUUAAGAGGGAGCGGGACAAACUGAUGCACCAGCUCAAGCAACACACACAAAGCCGGGUGAAGCUGAUCACCGACAACUACGAAGACGAACAAUAUCAUCCCCACGCUCCUCACCACCCCCAGCCUCAGCCUCCACACGCUCAGCCUCCGCCCCAGCCUCAGUACCCCCACCCUCCCCACGCUCCUCACGCCCAGCAGACUCCAUAUCCUCACACCAUGCAUCCGCAACACCCACAGCACUCGCAGGCCCCCCAACAGCACCCACACCCACAGCAGGCACAACCCCAAUACCCUCAUCCACAGCAUCCGCAGCAGCACCCCCAGCAGCACCCUCAGCAGCACCCCCAGCAGCACCCACAACCACCUCCCCAGCACCAACAGCACCCACGACCCCCACAGCCCCAACACCCUCACCCACAGCACCCUCCACAGCACCCACACGGACAUCCCCCUCCGCAGCACCCUCACCCGCAGCACCCACACGGCCCUCCCCAACAAGGACCCCACCCCCAACAUCCACAUCCCCAGCACCCACAGCACCCUCAACACCCUCAGCACCCCCAGCAUCCACAUCACGGCCAACAUCCACGUCACCCAUCGCCCCAUCAUCGUGGAGGGCCGGCCAGAGGACCCCCACAUGCUGGUCACCGCCCUGCCCAAGACCAGCAGGAUGACGACGAGGGCAUUUGGGCAUAAUCCUUGCUGUGACAACCAAAUAUUGUUUUGAUGGGUGAGAUAUGUUUAAGACGUUAUAACUUUAUGAUUCUUAGUUUCUUCUCUGCUUGCAGUGUCUGCUUUGUAUCAUAAGCUCCUUGAUUUUCGUCAUCUCCCACAUUCAGAUGAUUCAGUCACUACUGGAGUAGCACAGCCACGCCACGAUGUUGAAACUACCCAGCCAAACAUUUAUAAUCUUCACUCAGUCCACACUCAGCAAUGGGACUUUAGUUUAUAU
Molecule: messenger RNA, 3879 nt
Organism: Eleginops maclovinus (Patagonian blennie)
Lineage: Eukaryota; Metazoa; Chordata; Actinopteri; Perciformes; Eleginopidae
Gene: erc2
Product: ELKS/RAB6-interacting/CAST family member 2
Exons: 17
Coding region: 210-3623 (1137 amino acids)
Biological process (GO): neuromuscular synaptic transmission; maintenance of presynaptic active zone structure; regulation of synaptic plasticity
Cellular component (GO): cytoskeleton of presynaptic active zone
Molecular function (GO): structural constituent of presynaptic active zone
Source: RefSeq, a predicted model, not a curated record